AUGCAAAUGCAAGCCGCAAUCCCUUUAAAAUCCCAAAACAAUGGCGAAGAAGAAGCUCACGCGAUCGGCGAACGAGCCAAAGAAACUACCGGAUCAGCAGGAGGAGAACAGAGAUUCAGAGCAACACCCAAAUCUACCAUGGAUAAAUAUGUGGAGAAGUUUCAGUUGCCGACAUUGAAAUCGCUGAACGAGCGCCUUUUGAAGGAGAAACAUGAGAAGAGAAAGGAGUUUGGAGCUCUGGUUCAGGCUAAAGAGGGUUUGGAGCUCGACUUGAAGAAGAAUGCCGACCAGAAGAAACAGAGUCAAAUGGAUGAAAUGGGAGAUAGGAUUUGUAGGUUAGUUGGGAGUGAGAGAGUGAAGAAUGUGGAGAUUGUGAGAUUGAAAGAUGAGAAUAAUGGGCUUGUUUUGAAAGUUGAGGAAGAGAGGGAGAAAUGGAUGAAGGUUUGUUGUAAGAGGGAUGGAAUUAAGGCUGAUUUUGAUGGAUGGUUGGAGGAAUUAGGGGAUUUGAGAAGGAAAAUGGAUGAAAGGAGAAGAAUGAGAAAAGGGCUUUGGAAGAGAUGGAAGAUUUGGAGGGUUAUUGAAGAUUUGGAGAGAAGAGUCGAUUCGAAAACGAAAGAGAAAGUAGAGAUUGAAAAGGAAAAGAAAGUUUUGGAAAUGGAGAUUGAAAGAAAUAUUUUGAGUGAAGUGACUAGAAGUGAACUAAAGCCAGUAACUCUCUACGUCGACAACAAAUCUGCGAUUGCACUGAUAAAGAAUCUUGUAUUUCAGGGACGCAGCAAAGACAUUGACACUCUCUUCCACUUCAUCCACGAGUGUAUUGAGAAGAGACAAAUCGUUGUGGAGUUCGUAUGCACUAGGGAGCAAUGUGCAGAUAUUCUAACAAAGGCCCUAACAAGGGCUAAGUUUGCAGAGAUGCGAGAUGGUGGAACCAUAGUUUCAUCAACGUAG
Molecule: messenger RNA, 948 nt
Organism: Cucurbita pepo subsp. pepo (vegetable marrow)
Lineage: Eukaryota; Viridiplantae; Streptophyta; Magnoliopsida; Cucurbitales; Cucurbitaceae
Source: RefSeq, a predicted model, not a curated record